AUGGCCUCAUCUCGUUGGUGGCUCUAUGUGCAGGCCAUCUUUUGGCGGUUCCUGAUGCGGAUCGGCAUGUUCCUGCACGAGAUCGCUCCCCGACCACCCCGACCGUUAUUUACCCGUACCAUUACCUCCGACUCCGGCCACCCCGUCCUCCUCCACUUCUACUGCCCACCAGAUUAUCAUGGGCAGCGAAGGCUAGGCCAUCGGUUUCCCGUCGCCGUCAACUUCCACGGUGGUGGUUUCACACUUGGUGCCGCCACGGAUGAUUCUCGCUGGGCGAAAUCAGUACUGGACAAUGUCGGGGCCGUAAUGGUGAGUGUCGCCUACCGACGAGCACCCGAAUACCCAUUUCCCGCCGCAGUAGACGACGGAGUCGAGGCACUACUAUAUCUGGCGACACAUGCUGGCGAACUGGGAUUGGAUGUGAGCCGUGUCGCGCUGAGCGGGUUCUCUGCGGGCGGCAACCUGGCUGUCACAGUGCCCUUGCGGUUGCGGAGCAGGAUAUCCACGGAAGUGAAGGACCAACUAGGUCGAGCGGAAUCCACACAAAAUCUGCUCAAUCAGGUCAGCGAUCUCAACAUCGUUGCUUUGUUCUCUUGGUACCCGAUUCUUGAUUUCGAAGAAUCUCGCGAUCACCGUCGUGCUAUGAGUCUGAUGCCGGAUAAGACUCUCCCUGCAUUUUUCACCACCCUCUUCGAUGAGGCCUAUCUUCCUGAUUUAGACGAACGUGUCUCCCCAUAUGCCUCUCCCAUCCACGCAUCUGACCGUAUGCUGUCGGACGCCCUUCCCCACGACGUGUUUCUCUUUAUUUGCGAGUGGGAUAUGUUGAUGAAAGAGGGCCAAUCUUUCGUUCGCCGCUUAGAAAAUCUCGGUAAACGGCCCCGUGCCAUGCUCAUCGAGAAAGCUCGGCAUGCCUGGGAUAAGUCACCCAAUCCCUGGCGGGAUCAAAACAGCGUGGACAUCUUAUACCGCGAUGCCUGUGCGGAUAUGAAGGCUAUCUUCGACCGGUGA
Messenger RNA from Penicillium crustosum, 1008 nucleotides. RefSeq lists its product as uncharacterized. The transcript has a single exon. The coding region runs from base 1 to 1008 and encodes 335 amino acids. The record is from RefSeq and is a predicted model, not a curated record. Gene Ontology annotation, molecular function: hydrolase activity. Lineage: Eukaryota; Fungi; Ascomycota; Eurotiomycetes; Eurotiales; Aspergillaceae.